AGAACAUCCUUAAAGCUGCUAAAAAAGGUAUUCGCUGCCUCCACACCAUGUCCGAGUGCAGCGUGGCCUCAAGACGUGCUUGGGAAUUAUGCGAUUGGAAUUUCCGUCGUCUCGCUGCAGGCCUGAAAUUCAACGUGAGUGAUAUUCCAACCACCAAUUACCAGUUAGAUCUCUACGGCAGUACACAACAGCCGCAGCCGCAGCCACAGCCACAACCUCUACAGAAUAAUGUCAACCCUCCUGUCGCCACAAUGGCCACUCAGUUCCCGGCUCUUGCGUCCUCCACGCCCGUCUUCAACCCCUCAAUCCCAGACGACGUCCAACCUCACCCGCUUUUCCAAGAUCCGAUGGCAACGACAGCAACCAUGACGGCUUUCCAACAAUACCCAGUUUCCACACCUUUCUUCACCUCCCCGCGCACCGAAGAUCCCCUUCUCUUCGGUGGUUUUGGUACUCCUACCACUGCAGUUCCCAAUGACACGUACUUCCCCAACGACCCUAUCUCUGGUGAAUCGGCCCUACCGUUUUUUUUAAAUUCAAGCGAGGAGUAUUGGGAUGAUUAAUUUAUUUGUGGUCAACGUUAAGUCACGUCAUAUUUUCGAUAUACCUUCGGAUCUUUCUCUUUCUGUCUUUGCACAUGGUUCUGGAUAUAAUGUUUCUACUCCUGUGAGAGUUUUUUUGAGGAUGUUGCUUAUACACCGUUUAUUUGGCUGUGUUCUAUUUUGUUCUCGUGAGACUAUUAGUGCUUCUAAUAAGUAGCUGGCUUGUAUUUGUAACUACUUUAUUACAAUUAACGUGGAAAAUACUGGGACGACAUAUUCUGAGCAUGG
This is a messenger RNA of Aspergillus versicolor CBS 583.65, 830 nucleotides long. RefSeq lists its product as uncharacterized. Bases 48 to 563 code for a protein of 171 amino acids. The record is from RefSeq and is a predicted model, not a curated record. NCBI's taxonomy places the organism in Eukaryota, Fungi, Ascomycota, Eurotiomycetes, Eurotiales, Aspergillaceae. The transcript has a single exon.